This is a messenger RNA of Recurvomyces mirabilis, 1509 nucleotides long. RefSeq lists its product as uncharacterized. Bases 1 to 1509 code for a protein of 502 amino acids. Lineage: Eukaryota; Fungi; Ascomycota; Dothideomycetes; Mycosphaerellales; Teratosphaeriaceae. The record is from RefSeq and is a predicted model, not a curated record. The transcript has a single exon. Gene Ontology annotation, cellular component: mitochondrion. Gene Ontology annotation, biological process: glycerophospholipid biosynthetic process.
AUGCCUUCCUUCGACGAUGCAGACUUCGGUGGUCCAAUCCACAUCAUCAAAUCGAAAGAUCUUACCAGGGUCAAGACUGGCGAGAGUAAUGGCGACCGAAGAGGCUCAGCGUAUGGCAGUCCCUUGGCUAUCGCAGGUGAGGACCUGAGCAACAGCGUAGAAGUGCCAGCAACAAGGCCAAGCAUUGCAAAUGCCUCGCCAUUCAUGCUCGAGCUGUCGAUGGACGGCCGUCCAGGAGCCAAAGACCGAAGAGGAUCCCGCAACUCGUUUGGUGCUUCGCUACCCAUUCCCAAAUCGAAGAGACAGUCCCGACUCUCGUCCAUAGCAUAUUCGGGCAGCAAUGCUGGACGACCAAGCAUGCCGACAGUCCAGCCAACACGGGAGAUUUUGGCUUCGCAAGUCCAGGAUAUGUCUGGUGAGAAGGUCACGGCUGCGAAGGACAUGGCAUUUGUGUUCGACAUUGAUGGUGUGCUCGUGCACGGUGACCGCUUGAUCCCAGAAGGGCAGCGGGUGCUUGAGAUCCUCAAUGGCGACAACGAGCUUGGAAUCAAGGUCCCACAUAUCUUCUUGACCAACGGCUCUGGUAAGCCGGAGGCGGCACGUAUCGAGCAGCUCUCGAAGAUCCUACAACAGCCGAUCAGCAUGGAGCAGUUCAUCCAGUCGCACACACCCAUGCGGGCUCUCUCCGAAUACUACAGUACUGUGCUCGUCGUUGGUGGUGAAGACUAUCGCUGCCGUGAGGUCGCUGAGCAGUACGGCUUCAAGGACAUCGUCGUGCCCAACGACAUCGUGGCAUGGGACCCAACCAUUGCACCUUACCGUGUUUUCACCGACGAGGAGCGCAAGACUUCCAACCCUCGCGACUUUUCGAAAGUCAACAUCGAGGCCAUCAUGGUCUUCUCCGACUCCCGCGACUACGCUACCGACAUGCAGAUCAUCAUGGACUUGCUACAAUCCGAGAACGGCCGCUUCCACACGAGAGCCAAGGACCCAGUAUCUCAGCGCAUCCCGAUCUACUUCAGCCAAGGCGACUUGCUGUGCCCAACAGAGCACCCCAAUCCUCGCAUGUCGCAAGGCGCCUUCCGCAUCGGACUUGAGGCCAUGUACAAAGCCCUCACAGGCGAGGACCUCGAACGUGUAGUCUACGGCAAGCCAGAGUUGGCCACCUACAAGUACGCCGACUCCGUGCUAGAGAACUGGAUGGACAUCAUCCACAAUGACGAACGUUUGCCCAAGAACAUCUACAUGGUUGGUGACAACCCGGCCUCGGACAUCGUCGGCGGUAACAGCUAUGGCUGGAAUACUUGCCUCGUCCGCACUGGUGUCUUCCAGGGUGGUGAGAACGAUGUGGAGAACCCGGCCAAUUUCGGUGUCUUCAAGAACGUUCUCGACGCCGUCCAGACGGCCAUGAAGAAGGAGCUUGGUCAGGACUUCAACUUCAACUGGAAGAAUGAGCGUGUCAAUCCUCUGUUGCAGAAGGGUGACGUGAGUGCUGUCAUGGUCGAGUAG